Molecule: messenger RNA, 782 nt
Organism: Rhipicephalus microplus (southern cattle tick)
Lineage: Eukaryota; Metazoa; Arthropoda; Arachnida; Ixodida; Ixodidae
Product: beta-1,3-galactosyltransferase 5
Biological process (GO): protein O-linked glycosylation
Cellular component (GO): Golgi membrane
Molecular function (GO): hexosyltransferase activity
Source: RefSeq, a predicted model, not a curated record
CCACCGUACUCAUCAGCGUCACUUCGAGUGCAGAUCACUUCCAGAAUCGAAUGGCGAUACGCGACACAUGGGGAGGCACGGCCCUCAAAAUGGGCUUCGUCGUAGUCUUCCUGUUGGGGGCGACACCGGACCACGAAGUACAAAGAAAAGUGCUGGCAGAAAACGAUAUUUACGGUGACGUCGUUCAGGGGGACUUCAUCGAGAGCUACGAGAAUCUCACCUACAAGACCGCGAUGAUGAUUCGUUGGACUCGAGCAAAAUGCUCAAAGGCUGAAUUCGUGCUCAAGAUCGACGACGACAUGAUCCUCAGUGUGUGGGACUUUGCCGUCAUCUUGAAAGGUUUGGAAGGAAUCAAGCACUCAAUGUGGGGCUACUUGUACCGUCAUCACGGACCCAAUCGCAACGUAUCUUCCAAGUGGUAUGUGUCUGAAGAGGAAUACGCGCCAGAUACAUAUCCAGACUUCCUCUCUGGCACAGGCUAUCUGAUUUCGGGCGACGCCAUUUCAGCCCUGGAUGACGUUAUCCACGACGAGUGCUUCUUUCCUCUGGAAGACAUCUAUUUGACCGCCAUUGUAGCUGAGAGGGCACAAGUAAGACGUUUGCAUUUGAAUGGCUUCUCGAACGAACACAUCGGAUACUACCAGCCAUGCUCGAUCCCGAUAGUUGUGACAUCGCAUGGCUGGAGCCCAAGAGCCCUGAGAGAACAAUGGAAGUUUGCAGUCGACCGCUUGAACUUUACACUUUGCGUGGGAAUAAAUAAGCACCAGAUGGUGUCCUAGGAA